Messenger RNA from Chlorella variabilis, 3370 nucleotides. RefSeq lists its product as hypothetical. The record is from RefSeq and is a predicted model, not a curated record. Bases 1 to 3060 code for a protein of 1019 amino acids. Gene Ontology annotation, cellular component: nucleus. Gene Ontology annotation, biological process: mRNA splicing, via spliceosome. Gene Ontology annotation, molecular function: DNA binding. The transcript has 13 exons. NCBI's taxonomy places the organism in Eukaryota, Viridiplantae, Chlorophyta, Trebouxiophyceae, Chlorellales, Chlorellaceae.
AUGUCUGGCAGGCAGAGAAACAUACGCAAGAAGGCCCUGACGAGCUUCGAAGCCGAUGAGGAUGAGGAGCAGGCAGGGGCGGGAGGCUUUGGGCUGCCUCCCGCAGCCAAGGCAGCUCAGAGGGUCAGAAACAAGCAGCAAAAGGCGGAGAAGAAGGCGCUGCUGAGUUUUGAGGACGAUGCUGGAGGCGAGGAUGGCGGCGGACCGACCGCCAAGCCCAAGUCCAGCAAGCUCAAGGGCAUCGUGCGGGCACCCGGCGCAGCGGCGCCGCCGCCUGCAGACGAGCGUGCGCAGCGUGUCUACACUCAGAUGUCUGGCGCAGGCGAGUACACUGCGGAACGGCUCAAGGAGCUCCAGAACAAUGCACGCAGCGUGCCCGCCAGCGCCAAGCCAGCGGCGCCAGCCUUCAAGCUGUCUGGCAGCUUCAAGCCCGCAGCUCCCCCGAAGGACGAUCGGUUCCAGUACAAUGUCAGCGCAGCAGCAGUGGUGCGCCCGCCUGCAGAGGACCUGUCGCUGCAGCGCCCAAGCAGCCGCAGCCGUGGCGGCGGCGGUGCACCGCCGCCGUCGCUUACCCAGCAGGCUACAGCAGCAGCCGCAGAGGAUGAAGAUGAUGAGUCAGACAUUCCGGAUGAGGAGAUGAUUGCGUGGGCGAAGGCCAAGCGGGAGCGCCUACGUGGCGCCCACCUGGCGCCAGACUACAUCCCCACCGCAUCCCUGCCGCCGGGGCUCAGCAGGCUGCGUGACAAGAAGAAGGCUGAAGAGGAGGUGGUGGUGGCAGGGAGCGGGUCGGAAGGGGAGGAAGCGGAGGAGGAGAUGCGCAUCAAGUUCAUGGGGGCACCACCGCCGCCCCCUGGCGGACGGCACGGCAGAGGCAGGGGCGCCGGCGCGUCGGCAUCGGCGGCGGAGGCAGAGGAGGAUGGGGAGGAGGAUGAAGAGUGGGCGCAGGAGCAGAUCCGCAAGGGCAUGGGUGGCCUGGCGGCGCCUGGGGCCCCGCCGCCUGGCAGCCGACCUGGCUCUGCGGCAGGCGAGGGCGGCGUGCCAGGCAGCAGGCCGGCGGCGGCUGCAGCGCUGGCAGCCGGUGGCUCGCAGCAUGCGGCCAUCCAGGCGGCGGCGGCCGAGGUGUUGAAGACGCUGCAAGCGGGGCUGCAGCGGCUGCAGAUGUCUCGCAAGCAGGCAGACAAAAACUUGGAGCGCACGUCCAAUAGCCUGCAGAGCUCGCUGGCAGCCAUCACGCGGAUGGAGGGCGAGCUGGAGGCAGCCUCCAGCAAGUAUGUGCUGGUGCAGGGGCUCAAGGCAUACGUAGCAGACCUGUGCAACAUGCUGCAGGACAAGUCUCCGCUCGUGGAGGAGCUGGAGGAUGCCUUGCUUGAGCUGUGCGAGGGGCGAGCAGCAGCCAUGGAGCGGCGGCGGGCGGCGGGCGACGCCGAGGCGCACAGCCCCGCAGAGGCAGCAGUGGCGGCGGCCAUGGCGGUGCUGUCCCGUGGCGGUGCGCAGAGCGCAGCGGCGACGGCGGCUGAGGUGGCGGCAGAGGCGGCUGAGGAGAAGCUGCUGGGGCUGGACCUUCCGGUAGAGCUGGAUGAGUUUGGGCGGGAUAUGAAUGCGGAGAAGAAGGCGGAGCUGGCAGACAGUGCAUGCCGCUUGGUCACCAUCUGCAGGGCCAAGCAGCGGCGGCGGCGCCUCGAGGUGCUGGAGCAGCAGCUUGAGCAGCAGCAGGCAGGCGGCAGUUCAGCGCCGGCAGAGCCACGGUUUGGUGAGGACACCAGCGAGGAGUCGGAGGGGGAGGUGUCUCACUUCCGUGUGCGGCAGGGGGAGGUGCAAGAGGCAGCAGACGCAGUGUUCCGGGAUGCCGACGACGAGUUUGGCAGCCUGGCGGCGGUGAAGCGGCGGCUGGAGGAGUGGAAAGCGCGGCAGCCGGGCGCAUACCGCGAUGCCUACGUCUCCCUCUCUGCCCCCGCCCUCUUUGCGCCCUUUGUGCGCCUGGAGCUGCUCAAGUGGCGCCCGCUGCACGGCGGCGACGCGGGCUUUGAUUCGCAGCAGUGGUACCAGCAGCUGUUUGACUACGGAAUGCCGCAGGAUCCAUCUGACCUGGACCCUACAGACCCCGAUGCCAACCUGGUGCCGCAGCUUGUGCAGAAGCUGGUGUUACCGCUUGCCAGGCAGCUGCUGGCGGGGGUGUGGAGCCCUUACAGCCGCCGGCAGAGCCAGGCAGCUGCGGCAAUGCUGGCAGACCUACUGGUGUAUGUGCCGGCAGAGCAGGAGGAGCUGCAGGAGGUGGUGCGUGCGGUGCAGGCCAAGCUGGAGGAGGCAGUGGGGGGCCUGGCGCUGCCGGCCUGGCCACCCGCGGCCCUGGAGACGUCCCGGCGUGCCGCCAUCCACCUGGCACAGCGCUUUGGGCGUGGCGUGCGGCUGCUGGCCAGCGUGUGUGCUUUUGACGGCGGCCUGCCACGGAGCGCGCUGCAGCGGCUGGCAUUGGAGCGGCUGAUGGCGCAGCAUCUGCUGCCAUAUGCGCGGGCAGCGGCUGCCACAUCGGCAGUAGCGGCAGACCGUGCCGCUCGCAUCGUGGCAGCACUGCCAGCAGACUGGUUCCACAGCGGCACCCCACCUCCCCGUGGCAGCGAGGGCAUCGCCGAGCUGCUGACUACGCUGGCGCGGAGAAUGGAGGUGUACUGUGGCACACCGCCCGCCGCGGCGGCGACAAAGGGCUUGAGCCAACCCACGCCUGCUGCCAGCCGGAUAGUGGAGGGCAAGGAGAAUGUGGCGCCCGCCAACACUCCAUUCGGUGGACCACAGCUGCCACAGUUUGCUGCCAACAAGAAGGAGCACCCAGAGCGGAGGCCACUCGUCGACGUGACGCAGCACUAUGCUGCCUCCGCCACGCGCAUUUGCAUUGGCGUGCAGGGCGGCUGCUUCAGCAUGGACACUUCCACCACCUGCCUCACAACCAGCUGCCGCCAGGAAGCUGCAUUUGUCCUGGAGUCGGGAGAAACUGUGGCAGCGGCGGCUGCCAAGGCGCGCAUGGCAGCGGCCAAACGGCAUGCGCUGCGGUUUGCCAUGCGCUGAGCAGGCACCAAACACCUGAGAGCAGAGCCGAUGCACACUUGUUAGCUCAGCCUUGCACACUGUUAGCUCAGCCAUGCACACUGUUAGUUUAGACCUAUCAAAGCGCUACCUCCCCCAGUUGCAUGUUGUUUUUAAGAGCUAUAGUUGGACCUUUCUCCGCCUAAACAACAGCAAGCGCUUCGCUUGCUUCAUUCUUUCGCUUCCUCGGGCAUUCUGUUUUUUUCAAAGUUAAUAAGUUGUUUGAGGAUUGCUUAUGUAUGCAUGCAUUGGGACAUGCAUUCUGCUGUGCAAUUUGCUGCAAUACCAUAUA